AUGAGUUCAGUCUACAGUUCUGAUUUUGUUGCUGCACAGGCUAUAGAUGGCAAUCCAAAAAAUGUUGCUGGACAGAGACUUGUUGGCACUGAUUGUAGUGGUACAAAGUAUUCCUUCAAUCCUUGGCUUCGAGUUGACUUGCAAAAGGAAUAUCUUGUGUCACGUGUUAGAGCUAUCUUUAUAGCUGAUAGAGGUGCAAAUGUGUAUGUCCAUGUUGGUAACAGCUUAACAAACAGUGGGAAUGACAACCACAAGUGUGGAAAGGCUCCAUAUAACAGCUCUAAUCACUGGGAUGCAAUAUGGCGAGAUGUUAGUUGCAGCCCACCAGUUUGGGGAAGAUACAUCAACUUACAGAGAAUAGUGACAAAUGGCAUUCAUCAUGUAUGUAGGGUGGCUUUCAACUAUGAGUUGGAGAUUGCUAUUCUAGACAGUAAUACGAAUAUUGAAGGAACAAGUGUGGCAGUUGAUGACGAUCAGCACUACUCUAAUCCCGUUGAUUGUGGUGUCAGUCCUGAUGUGACCAACUUUAAUGCUCUCUUGCAAUGGAAACACAACACAACCAAUGAUGUACCACCUUCAAGUCUACAGAAUGCUGGUGUAUAUCAGGUGUAUGAGAAUGGUGUGCAGCGGCUCUACAUCAAGUCAGCUAGUGCCUCUGACAGUGGAGUGUAUACAUGUCAAUAUACCACAACUAAUGGCUCUCUAGUGUCAAAGUCAUUUACACUGAAUGUUAUUGUGGGUUUCAACUGUGCAAUAGAUUGUAAUAAUGAAAUGUUUGUUUGUCUACCAUAUUAUUAUGUCUGUCUAUUUGUUUGUCCAUCCGAUUUUGUUUGCAAUUCUCUCUGACACCUUUAUUCUUAUCUGGACU
Corticium candelabrum is the source of this 868-nucleotide messenger RNA. RefSeq lists its product as uncharacterized. The transcript has 3 exons. Lineage: Eukaryota; Metazoa; Porifera; Homoscleromorpha; Homosclerophorida; Plakinidae. The record is from RefSeq and is a predicted model, not a curated record. The coding region runs from base 1 to 846 and encodes 281 amino acids.